Messenger RNA from Neoarthrinium moseri, 2817 nucleotides. RefSeq lists its product as uncharacterized. Gene Ontology annotation, biological process: nucleoside metabolic process; regulation of gene expression. Gene Ontology annotation, molecular function: protein binding; catalytic activity. Lineage: Eukaryota; Fungi; Ascomycota; Sordariomycetes; Amphisphaeriales; Apiosporaceae. The record is from RefSeq and is a predicted model, not a curated record. The coding region runs from base 1 to 2817 and encodes 938 amino acids. Gene Ontology annotation, cellular component: nucleus. The transcript is spliced from 4 exons.
AUGACAGAGGUGAGAACGCACAAUGACUACACGAUCGGAUGGGUCUGCGCGCUGUCCGUGGAGCGCACGGCGGCGACGGCCAUGCUAGACGAACGACAUACGAACCUCCCCAGACGUCCCAACGAUCUCAAUACCUACACGCUCGGCUCCAUCGGCGGCCACAACAUCGUCAUUGCUUGUUUACCUGAGGGGACGAUAGGAACGACCUCAGCCGCGACCGUUGCAAAGGACAUGGUAUACGCCUUUCCAGCCAUCAGUGUUGGUCUUAUAGUAGGCAUCGGAGGGGGCGUGCCAUCCACGGCUCGGCUCGGCGACGUGGUGUUGGAAGGGAGCAAGAUAGCGCAGUACCUGGACGAUAUACAAACGCGGUACCCACAAUCGACGGGAAAGUUCCUUCGGUCGGAUUCGCUGCAAGAUAUUCUUUUUAAGGCAAGCUAUGAACAUGUGGACAAGCAGGAUCGAGACGCCGCAGAGGACGAGGAAGAGGAAGACUUGGAGGAGCAAGAAUCGGACAACGAAGCUAAAGAUGUUUGCAAGCAUUGCGACAAGGCUCAGAUCGUGAAGAGAAAGCCGCGAGACAUGCGUGUACACUAUGGACUAAUCGCAUCUGGAAACCAGGUGAUCAAAGAUGCCCAGGUCAGGGAUCGAUUAUGCAAGGACUUAGAUUACGGCCCGCAGCACUCGGACUAUUUACGAAGACGACAGCCCGGUACGGGGCAGUGGUUGCUCGACUGUGAAACGUACCAGAAGUGGGUGGCUGAGCCUGGGCAGACUCUCUUUUGUCCCGGCAUCCCUGGCGCUGGCAAGACGAUCCUUACCUCUAUCGUUGUCGACAACCUCGAGGACCGCUUUGUUACUGAUCCUACUAUUAUAGUGGCGUACAUCUACUGCAAUUUCAAUCGUAAAGAGGAACAGAAGCUUGAGGAUUUGAUAUCCAGCUUACUAAAGCAGCUAGCGCGGAAUAGUCUUUCACUACCGCCAGUCCUGAAGAAGCUUCACGAGAGGCACGCCCUAAAACGUACGAAACCGACUUUGGAGGAGAUUUCGACAGCUCUUCAGACUGUGGUUGCUACGUUCACCAGGGUAUUUAUCAUAGUCGAUACACUAGAUGAAUGUCAGGUGGCGGACAAUUGUCGAACACGAUUCGUACAUCAGCUCUUGAGACUUCAGACUCAGCGAGGCAUUAGCGUCUUCGCGACAAGUCGGCAUAUACUCGACAUCGAGAAAGAACUCUCGAACAGCUUGAUAAUUGAAAUAAUCGCUAGCGAAGAAGACAUCAGGAGAUACUUGAACAACGCCAUAGCUCGUCUCCCUAGGUUCAUCGCCGAUAGAAGCGACUUACAAAUCGAGGUUACGCAGACUAUCAGUCGCGUAGCAAAUGGGAUGUUUCUGUUUGCUAAGCUGUAUUGCGAUACGCUUUUAGACAAAGACAAUCCCAAGGUCUUGCGGAAGGCAUUGCAGGAUCUAACGACCGGCUCGAGAAGUUCCGAGGCAGCCUAUAAUAGUGCCUACGAUGCUGCGAUGAGGCAGAUUGAGGGCCAGCUCAAAGGGCAAGCCGCACGCGCAAAGGACGUGAUAAUGUGGAUAACUUGUACAAAACGACCACUUACCAAAAUAGAGCUACAGCAUGCGCUUACCGUUGAGAUUGGUGAGGCAAAACUGGACGAAGAUAACAUUACGCAAGUUCAGGACCUGGUUUCGGUGUGUGCAGGACUGGUCACAAUCGACGAGGAGAGUAACGUGGUCCGGUUGGUCCAUUAUACGGCACAAAAGUACUUUGAAGAUACGCAAGGCAGAUGGUUUCCUUCAGCGCAUCUGACUUUGGCGGCGACUUACACCACGUAUCUCUCGUUCGAGGCCUUUGCUGGUGGGCGCUGCCAAAACGAUGAGGAGUUCGAGAAGCGUCUUGAGCAGCAUCAGCUCUACCAAUAUGCAGCUCGGCAUUGGGGUGACCAUGCACGACUAGCUCGUAGCUGUGAGCAGAUAGUUGGCUUCCUCCAAAAGACAGCAGAGAUCAAUGCGUCUGUUCAAUCGUAUUUCGCUAAUAGAGGGUGGCAUUUUGGAGGUUUCAGUCAAAAAACCCCUAGUGGUAUGGAAGCAACACAUCUGGCAGCCAUUUUUGGACUCGAAGAUGCAUUAUCUGCGGUGUGGAAUCUAGAAAACAGAGAUGCGAGAGAUAGUGACGGUAGAACACCGCUAUCGUGGGCGGCCGAGAAUGGACACGCAGGGGUGGUCAAGCUGCUUCUCAAGACUAAGGAAGUGGAAGCCAACUCUAAAGACACAAAAUAUGGCCAGACACCGCUGUCGAGGGCGGCCGAGAAAGGACACGAAGAGGUGGUCAAGCUGCUUCUCAGAACCAAGGAAGUAGAAGUCAACUCCAAAGACAAUUUUGGCCAGACACCGCUGUUAAUAGCGAUUAGGAAUGGAUAUGUAGAGGUGGUCAAGCUGCUUCUCGAGACGAAGGAAGUGGAAGUCAACUCUAAAGACAUGUUUGGCCAGACACCGCUAUCGUGGGCAGCCCAAAAAGGACACGCAGAGGUGGUCAAGUUGCUUCUCGAGACCAAGGAAGUGGAAGUCAACUCCAAAGACAAUAAUGGCCAGACCCCGCUAUUAAUAGCGAUUAGGAAUGGAUAUAUAAAGGUGGCCAAACUACUUAUCGAAACGAAAGAAGUAGAUGUCAACUCUAAAGACAUAUUUGGCCAGACACCGCUAUCGUGGGCAGACGCGGAAGGACACGCAGAGGUGGUCAAGUUGCUUCUCGAGAUGGAACAAAUAGAUAUCUAUACCGAAGAUAACGUCGGCCGAACCCUAUUAUAG